This is a messenger RNA of Neogale vison (American mink), 2271 nucleotides long. RefSeq names its product collagen alpha-1(I) chain-like. Bases 1 to 2271 code for a protein of 756 amino acids. The record is from RefSeq and is a predicted model, not a curated record. The transcript is spliced from 3 exons. NCBI's taxonomy places the organism in Eukaryota, Metazoa, Chordata, Mammalia, Carnivora, Mustelidae.
AUGGGCGCCGGGCCGGCUGAGCCCUCCCCGGGUCAAGCACUCUCCGCCCCAGGACUCUGCUCCGGACCAGAGCGCGAGAGGGGGAGGCUUUGGUCUCCUCCCAGCAGCGCCUUCCCGAGCUCUGACCACCAGAAGCAUGUCGCCGAGGGAUUCACCUGGGAGGGGUCCGGGCCACGAUCCGGACCACAAUCCGAGCCACGUCCCGCCGCAGACAGGCCCGGCGCUGGAACGUGGGGUGAGGGAGGGCUGGAGAGACACGGGCGAGAGAAGGGGGAGCCCCGGGACAGUCGUGGGAGCCCCGUGGAGCGCCCGCGCCGCACAGGCUGCAGGACGGCAGGAGGCGCCCGCGGGCUCCACGCAGCCCAACUCCUCCGGGCCCCGCGCGCCGGCGAGAACAGCCGCCUACGGCCCCGGCCGCGAGCCCGGGCGGCCAAGAGCAGAGUAAGCCGCAGCCGGACGCCGCUCGGUGCGCGAGGCUCGGCAGGACGCAGCAGGCUGCAGCGGCGGAGCCCCCCGGGGCUCGGCUCCGCGCCAGCGCCCCACCUGCCGUCCCUCACGAGGCCGGCGCCGCCGAAGGCCGUCGGACCAGCGUCCACGAGCCGGAGCUGCGGAGGCCCCGCAAGGAAAAGCCGCGAAAGCAGCGUAAAGACGAGGCGCGCGCGGACGGCGACCCCCGCUCCACUGGCUGCACCGGCCGCGCCUCCGCCCUCUGCUCGCUCUGCGGCCUCGGCGGGGACACAGCCCGACACGCCUCACGCCCCGGCGCGCUCCGGCAUGCGUGGCCGCAGAUCCAGCCGACUGUCCUCUCAGCGCCCGUGCUCCAGGCUGAGGCCGCUCCCUCGGCAGCGGGUCCCUCAUCAACCCCGGCGCGCGUGCGGGGACACCCAGCGCAGCGGCGUCUUCAGGUCGGAAACACCAGGCCCACGCGGGACACGCAGCGUGGCGGGUGCGGUCGCGCGGGCCAACGGGCAGGCGCACGGAGCCCGGCUCUCGCCCAGCGUGGACCCGGUGCGGGUCUCGUGCGGAGAAGCGCGGCGGGAGACGCGGCCGGCGCGGGCGGCCCGGACCGUGCGUCCCCGGGACCGCCAGAGCCGAGCGCAGCUCCCGGGAGCACUUUCCUCUCCAGACGCGGCCUCGCCUCGGCGCCGACCCGACCGGAACGCGGCUUCCUCUUCCUCGCACGCGCCCCGGACGCCGACCGGGUCAUCCCGCCCCGGAACUUCACCACGACGACGCGGACGAGCGAAACUUGGCGAGCGGGUCCGGAGCGGCGGCGGCAGCGAGAGAACCUCCCCGCGGAGGAUCCCAGGACUGGGCUCAGAUCGGCGGGCGCUGACCCCUGGGGCCCCGCGCGCCCUGAAGUGGCUUCGCAGAAACGGUGCGCGGAAUCCCGUUAGAGCGAACUCCGGAACAACUUCCCGUUUUCUCGGCGGAGACGUGCGGCCAGAGCCGCCUGGCGGGGCGGGGCGGUGCCGCUCACGGCAAAGGGCGAAACGAGACCCACGGACGACCGAGUCCGGCCCGGAGGGACAACGGCGACGAGAAAGCCCAACCUCGAUUCGCGUCUCACCCACGAAGUCCGGGACUGCUCAGAGCCGUGGCGGCUGCGCUUCCCCGCACCCCGACCCGCCGCGGCGGCUCUUCCUGGAAACGCGCGGGCGGUCGCGCGCGCCUCGGCUCUCUGGCGCCUCGCGGGGACGGACGAAGCGCCUGGGGCAGAAGGCGGAGCGCACGCCGGCCCCGUCCCGGCCACACAACAUUCGGGCGCUCGGGGCAUUUCGUCAACAGAGCGCCGCCGUCCGGAAAACCCGUCUCGGGCGCGACCCGCCUGGCCCGGGCGCGCCAGCUGUCAGCCGGGGGGCCCGAGGGAGGGGGGGCGCGGGCCGGAGGUCCCAGGGGUUGCGGGCCGGCCUCAGCGAGGCGGGCUCUGCGGCGGAGGCGGGCGGCCCCGGCGGAGUCCAGGCCCCACGGAAGACCGCGCCCGCGCCCCCGAAGAACCCCCCGGCCCAGCGCGCACCGCGUCCCGGCGACCCCGGCCACCGCACCCCACCCCACCCUCCCGGCCCCGCGGCCCAACCCCGCCUGGCCCCGCCCCUCGCCCUCCUCCCGCUCCAGCCCCAACUUGCAAAGGCGCGCCAGGACUGGGGCCUGGGGCUCGAGAUCUGUCGGAGGCACAGCCCGCCUGCGGACGAUGGCCAGCACGGCACCCCCAAAAUCUUCAACCCAGCAGUGAAGACUUCUGGCAAGUUUUCAAAGUUUUCAAGAAUAUAG